Molecule: messenger RNA, 1023 nt
Organism: Gongylonema pulchrum
Lineage: Eukaryota; Metazoa; Nematoda; Chromadorea; Rhabditida; Gongylonematidae
Source: the annotation of a GenBank genome assembly
GCCGGAUUCCCCGAUAUUGCUGUGGAGUUCUAUAAGCAGAUGCUGAGUUAUGCCAGUGCAACGGAAGACAAAAUCAAAGCGCUCGUUUCGGUGGCUGAAACUUCGAAAGAGCUCGACCGCUACAGUGAAGCUUAUGAUUGCUUUAGAGAAAAAGCGGACACUACUAUCUGUAUUGCCUGUGUUGCCGCAAAAAUGAGCUCACUAUCGCAAGAUAAAGUGAUUGGACUUUUCCGAAAAGCCGAAAAUCAAAUUGUUUGGAAAAGACAGCAGAAAGCCCUCUAUGAAUAUUGGUUGGAAUACUUGAAGAGCGCGGCUAUCGACGAGGAUUUGCAGAAAGAUGUGAAAUUGAAAUUAAAAAAGCUCGAAAAACAGAGCACUGAAGAACCAGACGAGCAGACGGAAAUUGAAGAUGGCAGCGAUCCAGCGGGGGAUGUCCUCGACGAGUGGGAUCAGUUAACCGAUAUGCAGAUCCUCACGCGUUGCCGUGAGGAAGCGAAUCGUCGCAGUAUGGAAGAUCGAAUCAGAUCGGAGAAAGACAAAAAAAUCAACUUAUACGGUGAAACUCGAAUGCAUGAAGCAGCUCGCGGAAAUGAUUCGCGCUAUCUCAAAACACUCAUCGAAGUGGGGUACAACUUGAAUGCACGUGAUGAAGGUGGAUGGACACCGUUGCAUGAAGCGGUGGGAGCACUGAAACUGGAAAAUGUACGAAUUUUGGCGCAGAGUGGAGCAAACCUCAAUUUGCGAUCCAAUGAAGGGACAUUAUCAGCCGAGGGCGAACGCACAGAUAGCGGAGGUCUGACCCCGUUAAUGGAAGCGUGUGAUAGGGGAGCCACAGCGAUCGUUAAUUUGUUGCUACAGUACGGGGCGAAUGUUGCAUUAAAAAAUCGUGACGACUGGACGGCGCUCGAUUUUUUCCGCAAUGCCAUGAAAAUGGGAAUGAUUGAAAAUGAGGAUAUAGUGGAAGCUACGCGUCUUGUAUCACUGAUGGAAAAAAAGCUGAAAGAAGGUUUCUUAAAAAAUUAA